This is a messenger RNA of Sturnus vulgaris (Common starling), 1995 nucleotides long. Lineage: Eukaryota; Metazoa; Chordata; Aves; Passeriformes; Sturnidae. The record is from RefSeq and is a predicted model, not a curated record.
AUGGCCGGGACGCUGCGGGCCGCCCUGGCACUGGGGCUGCUGGCGGCUGCUCAGCCCGCACCGGCCACGGGACAGCGGCGGCAGGCAGAGCUCUUCCUGGAGAAAUACGGCUACUUCAGCGAGCCGGGGGCCGGCACACACAGCCCCGCCGAGUUCAGCGAGGCGCUGAGGGAUUUCCAGCGGGUGACCCACCUGCCCCUCAGCGGGGUGCUGGAUGCCCGCACCCUCCAUCAGAUGGCUCUGCCGAGGUGUGGCACCGAGGACGGGGACAGCCGGGUAUCCCCCGGCCGGCGCCGCCGGCGCACGGCACAGCACGGUGAGAGUGGGCGCUGGUCCAAGCGGCACCUGACGUACCGGGUGGUGAACUGGCCGUCCUACCUGCCCCAGCACGAGGUGCGCCUGGCCGUCAGAGCCGCCUUCGAGCUCUGGAGCAACGUGUCCUCCCUGCUCUUCUGGGAGGCACAGGACGGCCCUGCUGACAUCCGCCUCACCUUCUUCCACGGGGACCACAACGAUGGACUCAACAACGCCUUCGAUGGGCCAGGAGGUGCCCUGGCUCACGCCUUCUUCCCCCGGCGAGGAGAAGCCCACUUUGACAGCGCCGAGCGCUGGUCCCUGCACAGCGGCAAAGGGCGAAACCUCUUCAUCGUGGUGGCCCACGAGGUCGGGCACACGCUGGGGCUGCAGCACUCGCCCGUCAAGAGCGCCCUGAUGUCCCCUUACUACAAGAAGCUCAGCAAGGAUUUUGUCCUCAGCUGGGAUGACAUCUUGGCUGUCCAGAACUUGUACGGAAAGCCCUCCAAGGGCUCGGCCAUCCAGCUCCCAGGAAAGGUCUUCACUCACUUCCAGGACUGGAACAUGGACAUUUAUGGCAGGGACCGACAGAGGAGCCUCAGCACCUACUACUGUCACUCCUUCUUCGAUGCCAUAACCGCGGAUGGGGAUCACAACCUCUACAUCUUCAAGGGCAGCCACUACUGGGUGGUGUCAGCCAGUGGCAAUGCCAGUGACCCACAGCCACUGCAGCCACGCUGGCCCGGCCUCCCUGCCAGCAUCGACGCCUGCGCCUGGUCCCAGCUCAGUGGAAAAUUCUACUUCUUCAAAGGUGGCCGCUGCUGGCGCUACACAGGCUCCGAGUUGGAGGCAGGAUUUCCCCGAAAAUGCAGCGCCCUGGGGCUCCCUCGGCACCCGGACACGGCGCUUUAUUUCCAGCAGCUCCGGCGGCUCGUCCUCUUCAAAGGCCCCAAGUACUUCGUGCUGGGCGAGGAGCCGCUGGGCGUGGAGCCCUACUACCCUCGGAGCCUGCGGGACUGGGCAGGGCUGCCCCCGGGCACGGCCGGGGCUCUCACCCACCGCGACCGCUCCGUCUACUUCUUUCGGGAUGAGCAGUACUGGAAAUUCGACCAGGAUAAGCUGAAAGUGGUGGCCACCGGCAAAUGGGCCACGCAGCUCGCCUGGAUGGGCUGCUGGGAUGCCAACAGUGAGCAGGUUCUUUUCUGAUGGGGUGAAACGGGGCUCUGGACCUCAGCUCGCUCUGCGCUGCCUGGAUCCCGCUUUGUGUGACUCUGUGCUCCUGUCUGAGGAUGGUCAGGCAGGGGCUGGCUGGAGCUGUGGGAUGGUGGAGCAGUGACCCAGCAAAACUCGGAUGCAGCUGGGACAGGUGUGCCACAGCCAAGUGGCCUGGAGGCUUUGGGACACAGUAUUUUUUUAAAAGACCACCAAAAAACCAAAAAAAAAAAGUAUGAACCAUGGAGACUGCAAACACACCAAUUUCUGUUAACUUUCAGGAUAUUGUUACACAUAUUUUUCAAAACAGUACUGGGGUUUGGUGAUACUUUUUGAUAUUUUUGCUAAUACUUGUUGAUAUCUGUCAUUUUCCCUCCAUCAGGAGGAGAAGUGUCUCCCUGCUGCUGGCUUUGGAGUUUGGAUGUUUUUAAAAAACAGACUCAGAACGUUUCCUGCUUAAAACUACAAGAAAAAAGACAUUUGGACAAA